ACAGAGCUAAUCUGGACCGAUGCCCCGUGUCAAUUGAUCGACUUGGUGAAGUUUAUCUCCGUCACCAUCGACUGGGUUCCGACUCCGUCUCUGCCAGAAAGAAAACCCUCCACCAAUGGCGACGUCGUCACCGUCAGAUAAUAAAGCCACCAUAAUCGACGGCAAAGCCAUCGCUCAGACCAUACGAUCGGAAAUCGCCAGCGAAGUCCGCGAUCUAUCCCAGAAAUACGGCAAGGUUCCGGGUCUGGCAGUGGUGAUAGUAGGGAGCAGAAAGGAUUCGCAAAGCUAUGUGAGCAUGAAGAGGAAAGCAUGCGCUGAAGUUGGGAUUAAGUCCUUCGACUUGGACCUACCCGAAGAUGUUUCCCAAGACGAACUCAUCAGCAAGGUCCACGAGCUUAACGCCAAUCCGGAUGUACAUGGUAUAUUGGUUCAGCUUCCAUUGCCGAAGCAUAUAAACGAAGAGAAAGUUUUGGGUGAAAUCAACAUUGAGAAGGAUGUAGAUGGUUUUCAUCCUCUCAACAUUGGCAAGCUUGCAAUGAAAGGCAGAGAUCCUCUGUUCCUUCCUUGCACUCCAAAGGGAUGUCUUGAACUUCUCUCACGAAGUGGCGUAAGUAUAAAAGGGAAAAAGGCCGUGGUGGUGGGUCGAAGUAACAUAGUUGGAUUGCCGGUUGCUUUACUGCUUUUGAAAGAAGAUGCUACUGUUACUAUUGUCCAUUCUCGAACUCCUGACCCAGAAAUUGUCAUCCGUGAGGCUGACAUUAUUAUCGCAGCUGCAGGACAGGCCUCAAUGAUAAAGGGUAGUUGGAUCAAGCCUGGUGCUGCUGUUAUCGAUGUUGGCACAAAUGCUGUUGAUGAUCCAACUAGAAAGUCGGGUUAUAGGCUAGUUGGAGAUGUAGAUUUCCAUGAAGCAAGCAAGGUAGCUGGAUGUAUAACUCCUGUUCCAGGUGGUGUUGGUCCACUUACUGUUGCAAUGCUUCUCAAGAACACCUUGGAUGGUGCAAAACGAGCGAUUGCCCAAUAAAGCCUCUUUCUUCUCAAGUUCCUGCGGAAUAAGAUGUAAACCAAUUACAGGAUAAAGGUUUUGAAGGAAAAAUUGUAUUCACAAUUCGAUAUAAUGCUUUGCUUUCGUGCCCUAAUCACAUUGUUGUGUCUUCAAUUCUGCUUAUCUGUACUUUACAUAUUGGGAUCGUUUUAUGUCGACUGACUAAUUUUAUCACAUAACAUGUUUCUAUU
Ziziphus jujuba (common jujube) is the source of this 1233-nucleotide messenger RNA. RefSeq names its product bifunctional protein FolD 2. Gene Ontology annotation, molecular function: methenyltetrahydrofolate cyclohydrolase activity; methylenetetrahydrofolate dehydrogenase (NADP+) activity. The transcript is spliced from 5 exons. Lineage: Eukaryota; Viridiplantae; Streptophyta; Magnoliopsida; Rosales; Rhamnaceae. The record is from RefSeq and is a predicted model, not a curated record. Gene Ontology annotation, cellular component: cytosol. Gene Ontology annotation, biological process: tetrahydrofolate interconversion. The coding region runs from base 116 to 1021 and encodes 301 amino acids.